CGCGACGUCGCAGCCAUUCUCUUUUGCCAAAAGACACGAUAUGAAUCCCCAUACCGAUUGUAUGGGGAUGUUAAUUCCUUUGUUAUUUCUAACAACAAGUAAUCCUUUUCCACAGCUGGAUAAUAUAAGACGCUCGGAAUGGAAAGCUGUCAGGUGCGUGGCACAUAUCCAUGGAAACGUCCGCGGUAAUACGUACGGUACCAUCGCACGUAUGCACUUACGUGUUCGCGCAACGGUAUGCAAGAGAGCGCAGAACCCGUCUGCAUACAUCGAAAUGUUCUAGCCGGGUAUGCACACACUCAAGAUUCGAUAAUAGCGACUCGUCGAGGGUGGCCGAGGCUACGGCGUGUAGGCCUCGAGCACGACAGUCCGUGCUCAGACGUGACUCGCGACGCAACCCCUUAUUUUUUACAUUUACGCAAGUGCCUAUUCUUUUCUAUUUCCACUAUUUCAUCAUAAACUCGGGAGUGCGAGUCGUCUGAAGUAGUCAUGUUUUUAUAAAACUUCGCGAAAUCAAAUUGGGGAUUAAACUGAUUAGAACGAUGGAUAGAACGAGAGAGAGAGAAAGAGAGAGAGAGUGGAAAGAAACGAAUUAACUCGACGAUACGAUUCCAAGGAAAAAGGAGUUUUGCUCGUCGAUUCAAUGUCUCGCGGCUCUUCCGAAUGCUCAAAGACCACCUGCCGUUUCGCGAAGCGCUUAACGAGUGAGUCACUCGUCCCACCGAAGACGAACGAGAUAGAGAAAGAGUAGGAACGCUUUGGAGGAGGAUGUAGAAUGCGAGCUAGAUUGCGGUUCAGUCCGUGACGAUGAUCCAGCAGGAUGAGUCGUCGCUAAUUGGCUUCGCCCACGAGAGAAUCGAUCUUCUCGUCGGCGCUCGAUUAGCGUACCAACGUUACGAAAAUCUACUUGGUCGUUUUCAGCGCUCGUUGUCCAUCGACGACCAUUUCCUCGGCCGUCAUUCUUUUUGUUCGAUUCGUUUACGAAUAAGAAAUAAUGAAAAGGUACAAAGGACGAUCGAUGGUAAGAGUCGUGGCUUCCUAUGGGAGAAGACGUCGAUUGGCGGAGGAGGUGCCAGGACUUUACAUUCGGCGCCUGACUCUCGAGGAUCCUCGGAGCGCGAAGGAACGGUCAAGCGGUUCAAGGUCGCGCACGCCACCGCGCCAUAUCUGUCAUCCCGCCGGUCCAUACGUCUCCUCCUCCUUCUUCUCCAGUCGUGGAUCUUCCAGUUAUAGAUCGUGGCAGGAACGAAUACGUAAGGAACGACCGGCCUAUUUGACGAUCGUUUCUCUGGAGCUACCAGAAGCACCGGUACCGUUGAUCGAGUCGCUGGCAAGCGGCCGGUUGAACGAGUCAGACGUGGCUGAUCGAUCCGACGACAAGGACGACAUCCUCGACGAACUUUUGGAGAAAGUAAGCGAGCUCGGUAAGGAGAGAGCACGGGAAUCUCGCGGGAGAAAGCUCGAUACGUUUUUCAGAGAAAGAAAAAGUCGAAAGGUCGGCUCGUUGGAAUGCACGAAGGAAGUUGCCACCCUCGAGGAAUGUACGAGAAACAUUCUUCGGGCUCGCCAGGAAGGAGAGAACGAGAUGCCGUCGGGGGAAGAAGACUUUCGAGAUGUCGAGGAUUGCAUCUGUUCCGAAAUCCCAGGGAAGUUGCGUAUCAACGUAAGAAAGAAGACGGAAGUUACGAGCGCGUCGUCGAGAAGCCCGAGCCCGGUGGUGACCCACACGAUAAGAAUCGCGAUGAAGUAUCACGGACGUGCAGGACGAUGCAACGGGGAGGAGAACAAGGAGACUGGAAAAAAGGAUAGAAGAUCUCAAGGGACAAACGGAAAGAAUAUUCGGGAGAGAACGACGACGAGCGGGAUGAUUGAAAAGGGGGAUGAGUUUGUUCGGGAGGAGGGUUGUUGUACCGGUGUGAACGUAGCUUUAGAUUUCACGUUGAAUUGCAACAGCGUGCGUCUGACGUCUCGUGACAUAAGUCUCAAAGCUGAAACGAGGGACGAAGGACGCUGAGAGACGUCUAGCUAAAUCGUUAAGAUUAGCGUUUCGAACCGCUUAGUCGUGGUUCCGAUAGAUGGAUAAAAAAGAAUCGAUGACGAAAAUAUGUGAAAAUUUUUCUAUAUGAAAUUCUCUCGAUCGUCCUAAAGUCUCCGUCGACUUACGUUUAUAGAAUAGCAAAGAGAAAGAAGAAAAAGUAUAGAGGAGUUUCGGCAGAAUCUUUGGCAAAAGUAAAAGGACCGUUUCUCGUGCGAAUAACGAAAUUCGGAAUCUCCCGGAGGGCAAUAAAUCGCAAUCGCCAGUUCGAUUUCUCCGAAGAGAAGGAGGAGAAGAAGAAGGAGGAGAAGAAGAAGGAGGAGGAGAAGGAGGAGAGAAACGCACACUCGCGCACGCGCGCAGCCUAUUAAUUAGAUCGUCUAAUAAAUCGCCAGCAAGCGGACGGCGAAGUAGAAGCGCCGUUAGGCUCUUUCUCGUCGUCCUUCGGCUCUCUCUCGUGGUCCAAAGAAAGAAUCAGAAGAGGAACAAGGAGGUGGAGGAGGAUAAGAAGAA
This is a messenger RNA of Vespa velutina, 2548 nucleotides long. RefSeq lists its product as uncharacterized. The transcript is spliced from 5 exons. Bases 995 to 2014 code for a protein of 339 amino acids. The record is from RefSeq and is a predicted model, not a curated record. NCBI's taxonomy places the organism in Eukaryota, Metazoa, Arthropoda, Insecta, Hymenoptera, Vespidae.